AUGGCUCUCUACUUGGCCAUUUAUACCUUGAUUGCCUGCUUGGGCGCAGGAGCCCUAGUGAACGCGCAGCAGCCGACGCAAAAAGGUAUUUCGCAGGAGUUGUUUGAUCGAUUCAGCUUCUUCGCCGAAUAUGCGGCCGGCUGCCACGACGGUGUCGACUGCGGCGCGGGCAACUGCCUGAAUGUGACCAGUGCCAACACCACCACAAUUGCAGAGUUCAACUCCACCAGUCUCUACAACCAGGGAGUAUCGGGCUUCGUGUUGCUAGACCACACCCACGAGCUGAUCGUGCUGCAAUUCGUGGAUCCACCAGGAAUUCUGGAGGACCUGGUCCAACACCAAAAAAACGUGACGUUGGCGCCGGUGACGAAGGCGAUGGCCCAGUACCGCAACUACAAGAUCGUGUUUGUCGGUCACAGCCUGGGGGCCGCGCUGGCCACUGUGGCAGCGGCCGAGUUCCGCACAUACGGUCAUAAUGUCACCUUGUACAGCUACGCAUCCCCAUCGGUGGGGAACUACGAGCUAUCUGAGCUGAUCAGCACUCAGGCUCAAGGAGAGACCUACCGACUGGCCCAUUGCAAUGAUAUCAUUCCCCGGAUCCUGUGCAACGGGGCCGGGCCACCUUCCAUUCAGGAGUUUCAGGGCAUCAACAACACUGGGGGCAACCUGCAGUAUCACCUCUUGGACGCACCAGAGCCAACCGCGCAUCUCUGGUAUAUCCAGAACAUGACCAUUUGUCCCGGCCCCAAAUUCAAUAUCUCCGCAUGCUGUAACGAUACACGGGCGACACGAGCCCUCUGCAAGCUGCUCGAUCUUCUGAAACUGAACAGGCCCGAGCUAACUCUUGGACUAUGA
Molecule: messenger RNA, 855 nt
Organism: Aspergillus japonicus CBS 114.51
Lineage: Eukaryota; Fungi; Ascomycota; Eurotiomycetes; Eurotiales; Aspergillaceae
Product: alpha/beta-hydrolase
Exons: 6
Coding region: 1-855 (284 amino acids)
Biological process (GO): lipid metabolic process
Source: RefSeq, a predicted model, not a curated record